Molecule: messenger RNA, 1892 nt
Organism: Nylanderia fulva
Lineage: Eukaryota; Metazoa; Arthropoda; Insecta; Hymenoptera; Formicidae
Source: RefSeq, a predicted model, not a curated record
GACCAUAAUUGCGCUAGAGUGUUGCAAUAUACUCGCCGAAAUACACAGUAAUCAAAUAAAUUUAUAAAUACUAUUCUCAAAAUAAAUUUGUUGGUAAAAAAGAAAGUCACAAGCAGGACGAAGAUAUGCAAGACGGAGGUGCCGGUCCCUCCAGACAAAUGGAUUCCGAUCCAACUGGACAGCCGGAAACGUAUACAUGCCAUUUCUGUUUACGGACAUUCACUUCUGAGAUCUACUAUUCCGAUCAUUUAGAGUUACACGACACCGGAUAUAAUUAUCCUUGCUGCCAUUGCAACUUAAAAUUCAUUUCUGAGUGGGAUAUGCAUGAACAUGUAAAAAAGUAUCACAAGAAUGUUUGUUUAAAGUGUAAUAAAUGCGACAAAGUUUUUGUGAAUUUAAACUCUCUUGAAUACCACAAAAAAAUGUGUCAUUAUGAUGGCAAGAAAGCUUCUAAACCGAAACAGGAUUGCGGGUCAGAGGGUAAGAGAAAGAGGCACGAAUGGGACAACUCUGACGCGGACUCGGAAGAUAAUGAGCAGGAGGAACGUCCCGGUCCCUUCACACAAAUGGCUUCCGGUUCAACUGGAGAUAAUAUGCAAGGCGAAGGAGUCGGUUCUUCCAGACAAAGGGAUCCGACAAAGGGACAAAUGGCUUCCGAUCCAACUGGACAGCCGAAAACGUAUAAAUGCAAUCUCUGUGCACAGACAUUCGAUUCUUUGGAGAUCCUUUGCAAUCAUUUAUAUUACCACAGCUUAGAGAAUCAUCCUUGCUACGUUUGCAAAUUCAAAUUUAUUUCUAACUCAGAAUUGCGUAAACAUUGUAUUCGGGUACAUUCGGACGGUUCUUUAAAGUGUGAUAAAUGCGGAAAAUUUUUCGCGCAUUUUGAUUACUUUGUACAGCACAAAAAAAGAUGUCAUAAUAAUGGCAAGAAAGAUACUAAAACGAAACAGAAAAGUAAAGAGAAGAAAUGCGACAAUUCUGACGCGGACUCAAAAGAUGAUAAGCAAGAGGAACGUCCCGGUCCCUCCAGACAAAUGGCUUCCGGUUCAACUGGAGAUAAUAUGCAAGGCGAAGGAGUCGGUUCUUCCAGACAAAGGGAUCCGACAAAGGGACAAAUGGCUUCCGAUCCAACUGGACAGCCGAAAACGUAUAAAUGCAAUCUCUGUGCACAGACAUUCGAUUCUUUGGAGAUCCUUUGCAAUCAUUUAUAUUACCACAGCUUAGAGAAUCAUCCUUGCUACGUUUGCAACUUCAAAUUUAUUUCUAAGUCAGAUUUGCGUAAACAUUGGAAUUCGGUACAUCCGGAUGUUCCUAUAAAGUGUGAAAAAUGCGGAAAAUUUUUCGCACAUUUUAAGUCCCUUGCACGGCACGAAAAAAGAUUUCAUAAUAAUGACAAGGAAGAUUCUAAAACGAAACAGAAAAGUAAGAGGAAGAAAUGCGACAAUUCUGACGCGGACUCAAAAGAUGAUAAGCAAGAGGAACGUCCCGGUCCCUCCACACAAAUGGCUUCCGGUUCAACUGGAGAUAAUAUGCAAGGCGAAGGUGUCGGUUCUUCCAGACAAAAGGAUUCCGAUCCAACUGGACAACAGAGGGACGCAAGUGCCGGUCCCUCUAGACAUAUAGAUUCCGAUCCAACUGGACAGCCGGAAACGGUCAAAUGCAAUAUCUGUUUAAGAACUUUUCCGUCUGAGAACGUGCUUAAGAAUCAUUUAGAGUACCACAAAAUUGCAAAGAAUAAGUUUCCUUGCAAAUCUUGCGGCUUAAGAUUCAUUUGUAAUGGAGAUUAUAGAAAUCAUAUUAAUGACAAGAGUGGUCCUUUGAAGUGUAAUAUUUGCGGGAAAUCUCUUGAGAAUCUUCACUACCUUAACAAGCACAAAAAGAAUUGUCAUUAA